AUGAAUGAAUUAUUUGGGAAAAAGAUUGAGGAGAUGACAAUUAAAUUGGGACAGUUUUUUAAAUUUACUUGUAAAUUUGUGAAUUUUAUGCAAAUUAAAAAUAAAUGGAAGGAAAUUUUUAAUUUAAAUGAUACAAGUAAUGACAAUGAUUUUUAUAAUUGUUGUGAAAAGAAAUGUAUAAAUACAAAUAAGGUUACUGGAAAUUGUGUUAAACAAAAUGGUUUUGUUAAUAUAACUAGCGAUAUAAAUAUUAGAUAUAUUAAUUCUGUUUCGGGAGGAGGUCAUGAUAAAAGUGGCAGAGUAAUUGCUGAAAAUAAAUUUGAAAAGCCCCAAAACUGCAUUAAUUAUUCUCUGUUCUAUUUCGAAAUUAAAUGCCAAAUUACUGAAGCUAGGAAUUUGAGUCAAAGUUUUGCAAUUAUUGGACUUACAGAUGGGACCAAGCGUGUUAGAUUUAUUACAAAUAAAUCUUUAAUUAAAAAUGAAAAAGAUGAAGAAUUUACAGUAACAUUAAGUCGAGGUUCUGCUGAUGUUUAUGGAUGUGGAUUAGUAUAUCCACCAAAUAAUAGAAUGUCUGAAGAAUUUCCAUAUAUUUUCUUCACACAAAAUGGGAAACAAAUUGGUAAAGCUGUGCAUUUGAAAGAGAAUUUUGAUUUAGUGCUUAAACCUUUUGUUACACUGAAAUGUUUUUCUGUAGAUACAAACUUUGGACAAGAUUUAAAAGCUAAACCUUUUAGUUAUGAUAUUACAAGACAUUUUAUUCUUAAUGAAUUUUAUUGA
This is a messenger RNA of Meloidogyne enterolobii, 777 nucleotides long. The record is from the annotation of a GenBank genome assembly. Lineage: Eukaryota; Metazoa; Nematoda; Chromadorea; Rhabditida; Meloidogynidae.